AUGACUGGACACAUGAGGAAGAUGCUGGUGUUGUCUGCUCAGCUGUGCCUUUCAAAAAAAACCAAAAAAACCCCCCAACAACCCUCUUUUCCCCCAUCAGAGACCCGCCUAGUGAAUGGCUCAAGUCGCUGCUCUGGGCGGAUUGAGGUGUUUCGCAACCAGCAGUGGGGGACUGUGUGUGAUGCUGGCUGGGAUUUACAGGACGCCCAUGUUGUGUGCAGAGAACUGAGCUGUGGAAGUGCCUCCAAAGCAUUUGGUGGAGCCUUAUUUGGCCAAGGAUCGGGUCCCAUCUGGCUGGAGGGAGUCAACUGUACGGGAGAAGAAGCGUCCCUGUCCAUAUGCCCAAGAAAGUCAUUGGCAGAGCACAGAUGUGAUCACAGCCAGGAUGCAAGUGUGGGGUGUUCAGAUCUCCAAACCAUCAGAUUGGUGAAUGGAACAAGUCCCUGCUCCGGAAGAGUCGAGGUGCUCCACAACCAGCAGUGGUUGACCGUGUGUGAUGAGGGAUGGGAUCUGAACAGUGCCAAUGUUGUCUGUCGAGAAAUUGGCUGUAGCCCUCCCUUGUCAGUCCCAAGAGGAGCUCAUUUUGGAAGAGGACAUGGUCCUGCCUGGUUGACUGGUGUCCAUUGUCAGGGAACAGAAGCUACGUUCAAGGAGUGCACCCCAAACAACUGGCAAACGAAAGACUGCAGCCAUGGAGAAGGUGCUGCCGUUGUGUGCUCAGGGAUCAGAUUAGUGAAUGGUACAAACCGCUGCUCUGGGAGAGUGGAGGUGCUCCACAACCAGCAAUGGCUGACGGUGUGUGAUGAUGGCUGGGAUCUAAACAGCGCCCAGGCUGUGUGCAGGGAACAUGUCUGUGGGGAAGCCUUGUUUCUCCCAAGAGGAGCUCCCUUUGGAAGAGGAUGUGGUGCCACCUGCUUGGCUGGAGCCAAGUGUCGGGGGAUGGAAUACAAAUUUAAGGACUGUGACCUACACUGGGAAACACAUAAUUGUAGUCAUGGAGAAGAUGCCAGUGUUGUGUGCUCAGAUAUCAGAUUGGUGAAUGGUACAAGCCCUUGCUCUGGAAGAGUUGAGGUGUUCAACGCCGGGCAGUGGGGGACUGUGUGUGAUGAUGGUUGGAAUCUGAGCAGCGCCCAAGUCGUGUGCAGGCAACUUGGAUGUGGGGAAGCCUUGUCGAUCAAAGAAGCAGCUCACUUUGGGAGAGGCAAUGGCCCCAUCUUGCUGGAUGAGGUCAGAUGCAAGGGGACAGAAGCUACACUCCGCCACUGCCACCUACAGCCUUGGGGAGAACAUAACUGUGUGCAUGAAGAAGAUGCUGGUGUUGUAUGCUCAGAGAUCAGAUUGGUGAAUGGUAUAAGCAGCUGCUCUGGAAGAGUUGAGGUGCUCCACAACUGGCAGUGGCUGGCUGUGUGUGAUGACAGAUGGAAUCUGACCAGUGCCCAAGUUGUAUGUAGAGAGCUUGGAUGUGGUGAAGCCUUGCUGGCUGCAGGAGGAGCUCACUUUGGAACAGGAAAUGGACCCACCUGGUUGUCUGGUGUCAGUUGUCAGGGGACAGAAGCUGCCUUCAAGGACUGUGACUUACAGUGGAGAACACAUGAUUGCAGCCAUGGAGAAGUUGCCAGUGUUGUGUGCUCAGAGCUCCGCCUAGUGAAUGGCCCAAGUCGCUGCUCUGGGAGGAUUGAGGUGCUGCACAACCGCCAGUGGGGGACUGUGUGUGAUGCUGGUUGGGAUUUGCAUGAUGCUCACGUUGUGUGCAGGGAACUGGGCUGUGGAAAUGCCUCCAAAGCAUUUGGUGGAGGCUUGUUUGGACAAGGAUCUGGCCCCAUCUGGCUGGAGGGACUCAACUGUACAGGAGAAGAAGCUUUCCUGAGUGAGUGUUCCCAAAGUCCCUGGGGAGAGCACAGCUGCAACCACAGCCAGGAUGCCAGUGUGGAGUGCUCAGGGGACGCAUCUGUCGAGGACAACAUUCGCCUGGGAGUGUCUGCCUUGGUCUUGGUUGUCUUGGUGCUGAUUGUGGCAGAGGCUGUGUACAGCUGGAGGAGAGGGCAGCUUUAA
Molecule: messenger RNA, 2052 nt
Organism: Podarcis raffonei (Aeolian wall lizard)
Lineage: Eukaryota; Metazoa; Chordata; Lepidosauria; Squamata; Lacertidae
Product: deleted in malignant brain tumors 1 protein-like
Exons: 8
Coding region: 1-2052 (683 amino acids)
Cellular component (GO): membrane
Source: RefSeq, a predicted model, not a curated record